AUGCUGCCUUUCACCUUCAUCCUCUUCCUUCUUCCUUCCAACUGUCUCCAAGGGGGAGAUGGUGACCUCAGGCAGGAACUGAAGGAAUUAAAGACUGAAUUUGCAGUUCGCCUCUACCAGAGCUUGACAGGAAGUGGAAAUGGGACGAACUUGGUCAUCUCUCCAGCCAGUGUGUCUAUCCCUCUGGAGAUACUACAGUUUGGAGCCCGAGGAAACACCUGUUUGCAACUUGAAAGGGCCUUGGGGUAUACAGUCCAUGACAGACGGGUGCACGAUUUCCUGCGCACCGCUCAGGCAGCAGCGAGUCCAUCCGGCCCAGGGACCACCAUUCAGCUGACGUGUGCCUUUUUUGUACAAACGGGAACUCAUCUCUCCUCUCAUUUCACUGAUCACAUCUCCGUGUGGGCCAACAGCAGCCUGUCGACAACUAACUUCAGUGAACCACACAGGACAACAGCUCAGAUCAAUAGGUUUGUGGCAGAUAAGAAAGCUGGAAAUGUGUCCUUGGAAAGGAUCGAUUCGGCACUUGCUCAGAUUGCCCUGGUGAGCACCAUGUCUUUCCAGAGCAUUUGGCACAAGAGAUUCUCCUUCACGGACACCCAAGUGUUAUCCUUUACUAGCAUGGAAGGUCUCAUCCUCAGAGUGCCCAUGAUGUACCAAUCUGCUGAUGUCAACUACGGCCAAUUCCAAAUCACAACUAAGGGACAAGUUGGGGUACUUGAACUGCCUUAUCGAGGAAGCUCAGUGAGUCUGUUCCUGGUACUCCCUUGGAACAAGACAACCCCUUUGGCUCUUCUUGAGCCACACCUCACUGCCAGUGCCAUUCACAUCUGGACAAAUAGCCUAAAGAGACUAAAGAUGGAUGUUUUCCUGCCCAGGUUCAGGAUCCACAACCACUUCAACUUAAAAGAUGUUUUAAGGUCUUUGGGGAUCACAGAUCUGUUUGAUCCAUUCAAAGCUAACUUGAAAGGAAUUUCAGGCCAAGAUGACCUUUACGUUUCUGAUGCAAUCCACAAUGCCAGGAUUGAAGUUUUGGAAGAUGGCAUCAAGGCAUCUGGGACGACAGCUCUUGUGUUACUAAGAAGAUCGAAGACUCCAAUUUUUAAGGCAGAUAGGCCAUUCAUCUUUUUCCUGAGAGAAUCGAAUACAGGUAUUUAA
Gracilinanus agilis (Agile Gracile Mouse Opossum) is the source of this 1158-nucleotide messenger RNA. It is a transcript of the gene SERPINE3, whose product is annotated as serpin family E member 3. The transcript is spliced from 7 exons. Gene Ontology annotation, biological process: negative regulation of endopeptidase activity. Bases 1 to 1158 code for a protein of 385 amino acids. Lineage: Eukaryota; Metazoa; Chordata; Mammalia; Didelphimorphia; Didelphidae. The record is from RefSeq and is a predicted model, not a curated record. Gene Ontology annotation, molecular function: serine-type endopeptidase inhibitor activity.